Brassica napus (rape) is the source of this 3437-nucleotide messenger RNA. RefSeq names its product QWRF motif-containing protein 4. Gene Ontology annotation, biological process: centrosome cycle; spindle assembly. The record is from RefSeq and is a predicted model, not a curated record. NCBI's taxonomy places the organism in Eukaryota, Viridiplantae, Streptophyta, Magnoliopsida, Brassicales, Brassicaceae. Bases 1490 to 3274 code for a protein of 594 amino acids. Gene Ontology annotation, cellular component: centrosome; nuclear microtubule; cytoplasm. The transcript has 5 exons. Gene Ontology annotation, molecular function: microtubule binding.
CCACUUCGAAUCUCUAAGUGUGUUAGCUUCGAUUAUAAGUAUAUGUUAAUUUCUGAUUUUGCUUCGGACCCUAAUUUGAUAAUAUAUGAUUUCUAAAUUAGAAACGGUCGAUUAUUGUUUCCUUUUCUGGCGUUAAGAGAGAUUUAAAUGAAGGAAGAACAACUCUUAACAUUUGCAGAGAAAGUUUUUGGUAAAUUAAAUAAUGAAUUCUAAAUAGUUGCGAUCGAUAAAACUUGUCUGCUUCAUGAGAGACACAACACAAGCCCAUGUUAAUAAAAAAUAGAACUACUAUACAUUUUUUUUUUUGGAUUCUUCUCAUUUCACUAUAAACCAAGAAAAAAAAAUAAGAAGAAAACUUCAAUUUUCUUGGGAAAAUCAAGGUUGAUGGCUCGAAAUAUCAGUAUUUCACAUGGUCAAAACAUUAACUUAUAUUUUAAUUACCAAGAAUCAAAGUGGGUUUUUGCUAUAAUCAUCUGCAUUGUUGUCACUAUUUACUUCAAAGUUUCACCUUUUAACUUAAGAGUGGACACUGAUUCUUCUAAACACGUGGUCCUCUUUCUCUCUUCCCUUUUGCAAAACACAUAUGAAUCUGCUAAUCUGGUUAUUUUUAUUAUUAUUAUCAGACUAUUUCAAUAAUGAAUUAUUAAAAAUUUUAGUUCAAGGAAACUUCUUUUUUGUGAACUUUGAGAUGGUUUUUGAUUUUCAUGCAAAGAGGAACAAGAAGAAAGGUGGGUCUGUGACUAAAAACAGAAAUCUCCAUUAAUUUGUCCAGCCCAUCUCUGAUCAGACCAUGUCACACCCGUGACAGUGACACUGAUAUAUAAACCUUAUUUGCUCACAAGUUUUAAAGUAAACGUCUUUUGAUCUUAAAUCAAGAAUAUCUCUGUUUAUGUGAAAGUGUAAUUAAACUACUACUACUAGUACUAGCUAGACCUGCCUUUCUCUCCCUCUCUGCUUUCUUGUUUGACAGUUUGGUUUUAUAGUCCUAGGCGCAGCUUUUCUUAUCUUUUUUCACUCCUAGGGCGCUCAAGCUGUUCUUGUUGUCCCUUUAACUUUUCUUAGGGGACCCCUAUCCUACUAUAGAACCUCACUUUAUUGUGUUAUAUGAAGCAAGUCAGCUUGUCGCACGGACCAAAGAUUUGUCUUUUUCAAUCUCCAUGUCUUGAUCUCUUUGGAUUUUGCCUUCUGCUUUGGCUUGAUCUUGAUGUAAAAAACCAUCUUAAAAACACCUAGAGAUCUUGCAUUUUUUAAUUCUAUGUUUGACUUGGAUUGCUUUAAAGAGAUUCUUGAUUCUUGAUCCUGAGUCUCGGUUGUAAAUAUGUAAUCUUUUCCUUUCUUUAUCACCUGGUUGUCUAAAUAUUCUCUAUGCUUUUCCCCUUCUUGCCCAUCUGUAAGGUAUCUCACUUUUCUCCUGUCUUAUUGCAGAAUAAAAGGGGAGGCAUUAGCUGCUGAAUCAAAUCAAUGCAAGCUUGUACUUGUUAUAGCUUGAAUGGAAGUUUUAUGUGGUUCUAAAAAAGCAGCAAUGGCAAAGCAGCUACAGCAAUCUGUCACCGAUACUACAAGAUCGCCUCUUGUUCCAGCGGAGAAGAACAAUGCAGUUGCUGCCACGCGCCGGUCUAGAACAAUGGAGGUCAGUUCAAGAUACAGAUCACCUACUCCCACUAAAACUCGUAGAUGCCCUUCACCUAAUGUCACUAGGACUGUGUCUUCAACCUCUCAGUCUUUAUCGAAAAGAGCUGUUUCAGCAGAAAGGAAACGUUCUUCAACGCCAACCACUCCCACUAAUCCGUCCACACCGGUUAGUGAUGUAUCUAUAGAUUUACCUGUUUCUUCUAAGAAAUUAUCUACCGGUCGUGUACCUCAAGGGUUAUGGCCUUCUACUAUGAGGAGUCUCAGCGUUUCAUUUCAGUCUGAUUCACUCUCAGUUCCUGUUGUUAAGGAGAAACCGUUUGUUACUUCUUCUAUUGACCGCACAUUGAGACCGUCUUCAACCUCUGUCUCAAGGAAACAUACGAGAAGUCCACUGAAGGGUAAGAAUGUGACUGCAGGUCAAUCAGAGAAUUCGAAACCUGUAGAUGAUGGUCCUCAUAGUAGGUUAAUACAACAGCAUCGAUGGCCUAGUAGAAUGUCUAUGAACAGAAGCUUGGAUCUUGGUGAUAAAGCGGUUAGGACAACGUCUCUGUCUUUGUCCAACAAAACCUCUAAACCUUUGCAAAAAUCUUCUAGCGACACGGCGAGGUUGUUGUCCGCUUGUGAAAAUGGUGGACUAGUAAUGUCUCCAACAAAUUCAGAAAAUGGUAGUAAUAGUUUAAAUAGGCUAUUGUCUGCAAGUUCAUUAGAUAGAGCAACUUCAGCUAGGGUGCACCCAUUGUCUGCUCCUGGAUCACGCGCAGCUUCUCCAAGCAGAUCCUCAUUUUCAUCAUCAUCAUCAUCAUCCUCUCAUUCUCGAGGGAUGAGUCCUUUGAGAGGCGCGAAUCUCUCUUGUGUGAGAUCGUCUACACCGCCACCAAGAGGUGUAAGUCCUUCCCGAUUAAGACAAACCAACGCGUCUACAAGCAGCCCAACCUCAGUUCUCAGUUUCAUGGCUGAUGUAAAGAAAGGAAAAAAGGCAAAUUAUAUAGAAGAUGUUCAUCAACUGCGCUUGCUAUAUAAUAGAUACUCACAAUGGCGGUUUGCAAACGCUCGAGCUGAGGGAGUCGGUUAUAUUCAAAGGUUAAUCGCAGAGGAAACUCUAUACAAUGUCUGGCAUGCAACAUCAGAGCUAAGAGAUCAUGUGACAACUCAAAGAAUCUACCUCCAACAGUUGAAGCUAGAAAUUAAGCUUGAAGACAUCUUAAGUAAGCAGAUGGGUUGCCUUGAAGAUUGGGCCAUACUCGAGAGAGAACACGUUACUUCUGUAGCUGGUGCCAUAGCAGACUUGGAAGCAAAUACUCUCCGCCUUCCACUAACUGGAGGAACAAAGGUGGACCUUGGAACUCUGAAGUUGGCUAUGUCCUCAGCACUUGAUGUUAUGCAGACUAUGGGAUCAUCGAUCUGCUCUCUACACUCACAGAUGGAAGAGAUGAAUAAGCUUGUUUCAGAUCUCGCUGUUAUAGCUGCAAAAGAAAAAUAUAUGCUUGGCAAAUGUGAAAAUCUAUUGGCAUCAACUGCAGUCAUGGAGAUAGAAGAGAGUAGCCUCAUGACUCAUUUGAUGCAAAAGAAGCAAGAAGAAGUAAGAGAUGAUGCAGAGUCUCCAUUGCUGCCAUUAGGCUCAUUUAAGUGCCUAUGGACAUAACACCACUCUUGAAGUUUCCACGGCUAACUCUUAAAACGACUUGUAAAUUGCUCGUUUUUUGGCACCAACCUUUUUCCAUUUUAUCCUUAACUUGUAGGAAAAACAUGUGAAAUAGAUGGUUUAAAGAAAAUGAAGAAGAAUGCAUUUUAGCUUUUCAUCUUUA